Messenger RNA from Paramecium tetraurelia, 1272 nucleotides. RefSeq lists its product as uncharacterized. The record is from RefSeq and is a predicted model, not a curated record. Gene Ontology annotation, molecular function: protein binding. Lineage: Eukaryota; Ciliophora; Oligohymenophorea; Peniculida; Parameciidae. Gene Ontology annotation, cellular component: cytosol. The transcript is spliced from 4 exons.
AUGGGCUCAUGUAAUCAAUGCCUGUAGAAGCAAGAGCCACUCAAAUCAGGAAGGAUUUAAAACAUAUUUUUUAAGUAAUCCCCAUAAAACCAUAGAAUGGCAAUCAAAAUUUAAUAAGCCUAUAGAUCUUACAUUAUCCGAUCAAAAUUAAACUUAAAAUAGGCAGAAAAAAAAGCAAGGAACCAGAUUAAAUGUAAUUCAACUGAGGACAUUAUUGUUGAGUAUCAUACUAACUCCUAUUCUCCAAAAAUUCAUUAGUCUGAAGUUUCCAAUACUGUUUCCAGCUUCCAAAACAAUCAAAAGGAAAAGGCUCAUCAAAUUUUUAAUCGUCAACUAAGUCUCAAAUUAGAUCCGAAAGAAAAUGAUUAAUAGGAAUUUGAAGAACUGAUCUUUAACGACUAAACUGCUUUUUAAUAAUAUCUACAAUCUUCUAUUAAUUGUAUUGGAGCUCUCAAGAAUCAAAAAGAAAAAAUUAAUUCAUUUAAGUUUUGUUGUGUCUUGACUCUAGAAACACUUGAGUCAAAAGAUUAAAUCAUUUUAAAAUAAAAAAGUCAUAAAAGAACAAAAUUAGACACAAUUAAAUUAAUUGGUGGGAACUCUUAUAAUGGAGAAUGGUUAGAUUCUUUACCGGAUGGGAAGGGCAAAUACACUUUUUCUGAUUCAUCAUAUUAUUAAGGAGAUUUUAGGAGAGGGUUAUUUCAUGGCAAGGGCGAAUUUAAAAGUAAAUAAGGUAGCUAUUAUAGAGGAUAAUGGUAAUAAAAUAAAAUGCAUGGUCAAGGUACUUACAAUUAUAAUAAUGGAUGCAAAUAUGAAGGUAGUUGGGAAAGAGAUCUUCCCAAUGGAUAAGGCAUAGAAUGGUAUGCUAAUGGUUCUGUUUAUGUGGGUACUUUUUUGAAUGGACUAAAACAUGGAAGAGGGAAAUUAACAUUUAAUGUAGGAGAAAUCUAUGAGGGGGAAUUUCAAUUCGAUAAUUUCAAUGGAUAAGGAGUAUAUAGAUGGCAAGAUGGAAGAGUCUAUGAAGGAGAAUGGUAGAAUGGGAAAAUGAGUGGGAAGGGACUCUUGACUUGGCCUGAUGGGCGUUUCUAUAAGGGCUAGUAUUUGAAUGAUCUAAAACACGGUUUUGGGAUAUUUUCUUAUUCUGAUGGUCGUAAAUACAUUGGUCAAUGGAAGCAUGGUCUGUAACAUGGAUAGGGAGAGUUCCAAAAGGGAGAAAAGACAUCAGUUGUUACCAAAGGAAUUUGGAAACAAGGGCAAUUAGUUAAAUUGCUCUGA